UUUGAAAACGUUUCUGAAAAUUCUGGCAACUGUGUGUGUGUGGCUAAUUGGUGGAGAGUGGUGAAAAUCAAACAAAACGCCGAUAUAUCGGGAGCCGCCGCCGCCUUAAGAAUAAGCCGCCGCCGCCGAGAGCCGAAGCUUCCAUAGGCUUUAUCAAAGUUGUUAAUACCAAGUCUGCGGCUCUUGGCACUCUCUGUGUGUGUGUGUGUGUGUCUAUCGAGUAUAGCGCGGCCCCUGGACCGACGGCGAAAAAGGCAGGGGAAAGGGAGAGGGUCACUUGAUGAGAUAAGUCGAAGCGGUGUGUGCAAGGAGGGGGACGGUCCUGGGUCAAUCAUGACAGACUCACAUUACAGCUCAACGGGACCACACUCUGCUGCUACUGCUGCUGCUGCUGUCGCCGCUGUUGCUGCCGCCACCACCACCACCACGAACAGUACUGGAGCGUCCCAUUCCGCGUCAUCAUCCUCCAACUCAUCCAUGCUAUCCAGGUCAUCUCAUGGGGCACCUAAUUCAUCUACACGAUCAAAAUCACAUUCCACACCACGCGUAUUACCUUUUCCUGAUAUUCCAGCGACACCAAAAUCACCUAUCGGAUCCACGAGUCCAUCUCCAGCGCCUACCCGGUCGAGCUCGUCCCUUGGACAUAGAGCAUCAGCAGAUGGCGGCAAUGAAGGGAGCAGUAGCAGCAGUAGUGGUGGGGGACUUGCAGGCGCGGUCGCCCCUUCCAUGACUGUCACUCGAUCAGCCGACUCGACAGAUGCCAUGUCCUCAUCCGCUGGCGGUGACCGUGCCAGGAGACAUACGGCCACCGCCACUCCGCCUAUCUCUAGCCCGUUGUCAGUGACGUCGCCAUUGUUGACAAGCACCACCACAGCGCCUGCUGUACCCUCAAUCUUGCGUAACAGAGCUUUGACCUCGCCUUCUCCUCGACCUAUCACAGUGCCCGUCACGACUACCCAGUCAAGCCGGGUCGAUGUCUUUUCCGAGGCAGGCUCCCUUCCAGAUUCAGCAGGUCCUUCCACAUUUCGAGCCGCGUCUUCCUAUCCUUCCACAACGUUUGCUCCUGUACUUGAAGUUCGAUCGACAUCCCUACCGAACGAUGCCAUCCCGGCUUCCGAUGCGACAUCUUUGAGCCCACCUCGAUCAGUUCAGAUUGUACCUCCUCCAUCACAAAAAAUCGUUUCAGAUCAUGUCUACGCUUCGUUCUUGUCUGGGAAGUGUGCAGAUCUGAGGAUAUGGGUCAGGAAGUGGGGUGUAGGAUGGCGCGUGCACAAGAUGGUUCUGAUUCAAGCUGGCUUCUUUCACUCGCUCUUCCUCGGUGGAUUCUCGGAGAUGCACGUCCAUCACAGAUCUGACAAGGGCAAGGACAAGGCUCUGUGCGAGGAUGAUUGGCACGGAGAGAAUUUAGAGUUGACAUUUGACGAUCCCAACAUCACUCGAGCUGCAUUCGAGAUUACGCUCUCGCGAUUAUACUCUCCCUUCCCACAUCUCCACUUUCCCAACAGUCUAGUUUCGACCUCUCCACACCCACUGUCUUCCGCUUUUGUCAGUGGUGCCCACCCUGAUAUGGAUUUUGCGUCCAUGUACCACUCUACACCUAAAGAUGUUCAGCUAGUCACACCUCGGCUCUUGUUGUCCAUCUUGUCAACGGCGAUCUAUCUCGGUCAUACAUCCCUCAUGCGUGAAGUCCUUGGCAUCGUGCUACGGACCGUCAGCCCCAUGACUAUCACUCGGUAUCUCGCAUUUGCGCUUGGGGAUGGUAUUGGGCCGGAAGAAUGGGCAGAUCAAGAUGUUGCGUCAGCCAAGGGAUUGGAAGAUGUCGGGCAAAAAGUCGUAAUUGUUCGACCAUCAGAAGCCGAUGAUCAGGCGAGCUUUGUCAAUUCUGAUGAAGAGGGCAAGGUGGGAGACACAACCAGGUCAUCUUCACAUCCAGCUUCACCGUCUAGUAGCUCUACGCCGACGGUCAAGACGGUUCAGCGAAUGGGAUCACUCAGUCGAGCCACUGAUACGUCAACUAUCUCUGACGCGGAUUUCCCCAUGCCGCAAUAUUAUGGCUUUCCCUCUGACAAGAUCGGUGAAGCAUGUGCGUGCUGGAUAGCCAAGUGGGGAGUCGAUGUCCUUGACAUUGAAUCGACUUUGCCCGCAUCUAGUCCAGUACGGAUCUGGCGACAUCGUGGUCUACCUGCCAACUUCCUUCGUGCCGCCUUGAGCUCGGACUCUUUUCACGUCAAGGACGAGUACGAGCGUUACCGGGUCGCAAGGAGGGUAUUGGACCUUCGACGUAUGGGCUGGGAGGAGGAGAUGGAUACGACCGGAGAUUUGUCCUUGAACUCGACGAGUCCAGAAGAAUGUGAGGAAUGGAACGAGGACGAGAGUCACCUGGAGGCAGUAUUUGCAGACGGGAUCUAUUACACUCAUAUGAACUUUGACGGCCUUUCUCAUAUCGCACAAGAUGUCGACCCUUCUACGGGCAUGCCAUUUGCUCCUCUAUCGGUCUUGCAGUCCGCUCACUGGUCGGCAGCAGACCUCAGAGCUCGAGUCCGCGCUGUGUCAGCGUCAAACGAACUCGAUAUCGGCUCUCUGGGCUUGACGCAGACGACGUCACAACUUGUCCAAGCCUUUGCUCCGAAAAGAAGAUUCACACCUCGAAGUCGGCUGUCUAGCAGUUCUACCGAUUUGUCCAUCACAUCCAAUGUGACAGCGGCGUCCGGGUCGCGCCUGUAUCAUCCUGUACCUGUGGACGACACCCAUCGAAUCGGCGCUAGUGGAUUGAUCUUCUCCCUUGCACCCCAAACUGCCCUCUCUGGUAUGCCUGGCCUUCCGGAUCUAGGACCCGAUAGCGAAACGGUUCUGGCGGAUGGCUCCGUUCAGCGCCGACCGCCUCCUCAAGGCGAACACACUUCCUUCGGUUUGCAAAAUGGAUCCAGGACUCUGACUCACCUUCAGUCGCAGCAUUCGCUCAAUCUCGCCGCGCUAUCUCUUGGAUCCGGAAACAAGCGUCCUGAACAGAGUUGGACGACCAGUGAACCUUUUCGCUUUAGCGCCGAGUUCUGGGGAAUCGAUAAGCUCCCAGAUAAGGAGAGAGCCUAUUCGCAAACUCAUUUCUACGCUGGAUCAUGGUUCAACGUCUACGUCCAACCCAAUAGGAAAAAAGACAAGGGGGUUCAGCUCGGCAUUUACCUGCAACGUCAGAGCACGUCUGAAGCGAUGCCUGCGCCCUCGGCUCCGUCCAUCAGGACCUCGACCCGCGGAAACGCUACAGAGACAAGAGAUCGGACCGAAGGUCACUCUGAUUCCGCUGCCAUGUUGGAGUCCUCCCUUGCAGCUCGCUUUGGAUUGACUGUGGCGCCUCCCCCGACGGCCCCAUCAUCUGCUCGCCCUACACUCUCCAGAUCUACAUCAAUACCUCCAUUGACAGUUGGCAGUCCUGCCCGACAAGGCUUUCCAGGCUUGCCCAGACCUACCGGCGCUUUCCAAGGUCUAACGAAUCCGAAGGAACAGUACGACAGUCCAUAUGAGGAUACUCGGCCCUUAGUCAAGGCCUACUUUUCCAUCUCGUGUUCAUCUGCCCUUGGAACUGGCCUCAUUCGAUUCUCAUCAGCCCCUGAUAGCUUCACGAUGUCUCAAUCGUGGGGUUGGAAGUCAUCUGCAUUAAGAUCAGAAGAGUACAUCUCGACUUCAGGUAUAUCUCCAACACAUGGUGAAAGUCUGGAAGAUGGUGUCCUUGGUUGGGUAGGGAACAUCGAUACGUCUGACUUGCGGGAGGGUGUAGAAGGUGGUUUGCGAGCUACUGUUGUUGUGGGAUUGGUUUGAUCAGGGCAUCUUGUGUGGGGUUGCUUUCGUGUCGAAAUAGAUGUCUUUUACGCACAGACCUCUCUCCCUUUGGUUGUAUUUGGCUAUUUUGUCACUUCUUAUAUAUCUUAAUCAAGAUCGAUGCACCAUCAUCACUCUGACG
This is a messenger RNA of Kockovaella imperatae, 3955 nucleotides long. RefSeq lists its product as hypothetical. Lineage: Eukaryota; Fungi; Basidiomycota; Tremellomycetes; Tremellales; Cuniculitremaceae. The record is from RefSeq and is a predicted model, not a curated record. The coding region runs from base 334 to 3813 and encodes 1159 amino acids. The transcript is spliced from 6 exons.